CGUCCAAGCGACAAGUACGAUGAACGUCGCAGGUGCAUGGGACGGGGCGACAUCAACGGCCUACCAAGAGACAAAAGCUCUCUCAACCGAGUGGAGCAACGAUGACUGCGACUGCUGCACCGACGACUGCAACACCAACGACUGUUUCAACUGCAUCAGCUGCUGUGACUCUGCCCACAACUGCCGAUGAUAUUCGCCGCUUUAUGAGUGCUAUUGACCUCCACGACGUUGCACGUCACUUCGACAACAAAGACGACGAUGUCAAUCCCUAUUUCGUGUGCGACGGUGUAUCCGUUGACGCCUUCAAUGCGUACGUUCGUGGUCAGGAAAGACUGCGGGUCGGCCUUCGGUUUCUCGAACUCAGUGGCGAUGGGCGUGUAUUGAUCACCGAGCUUCCAAAUUCAAGAGUGCACGAGAGCACAGCCUGGGAAUUCGGAAAGGAGUUCAACAGAGCGACAGGAAAUGAUCGCGAGGUUGCAAGUGGUGGCGCAACGACAGUCAGCAGCGAUGCCCUCCCAGACAAAGAGGCCGACGCGAGUUUUGGGCCACAACGAACCACGCCACAUCGAAACGCACCACCGCAAGGUCGUACGAUUGCUGAUUGGUUGACUCUGGUGGUGGAAGUUGGCGUAUCUCAAACUUGGCCCCAACUGAUCGCUGCUGCCACGUGGUGGUGCGGUUAUGCUGGGAUUGAGUACAUCUUGCUGCUCAAAGUUAGUGCCGAUGGGACGCGGUUUGAAUACCGUUUCUACGACAUCGUCACACCUGGGGUCCUUCCCGACGUGCCAACACGCGAUUUUCAACGAAGCAUCAGACCGGAUCCACGUGCUAUCAACAUCGGAUUCAACAUGCGCCGCAUCUUGUCCAUCCCCCCAAAUCAACCGCUUCCUCCCGGAGUGAACCAAGUCGCUGUUGUGAACCUCCGCGACAUCAUGGAUUCUGUCAUCAGAAGCAUUUGAGAAGUGGAUUUUAAGGCUCGAGCACUAAUCAAAAGCAUUGGUUUCAACUGCGUCGUCCAAUUUCAACUGGCCUUUGUCUAUCUAU
This is a messenger RNA of Aphanomyces astaci, 1044 nucleotides long. RefSeq lists its product as hypothetical. The transcript has a single exon. Lineage: Eukaryota; Oomycota; Saprolegniomycetes; Saprolegniales; Verrucalvaceae. Bases 102 to 959 code for a protein of 285 amino acids. The record is from RefSeq and is a predicted model, not a curated record.